AUGAAUAAUAAUGAAAAACAAUACGAAGAUGAUAUCUUGAACGAUGAUUUGCCUGGAAAUAAUGCAAGAUACAAGCUGAAACACCGUAAUGAUGUACGAUUAAAUUACGAUUCAGAUUCAUCACUUGAAGAUUAUCGUGAUGAUCAAGAAGAUAAGCGAAUAAAUGAUAACGAUAAAGAAGAGGAAUCCAAUGAUGAUAUGUUUGCGAGUGAUGAAGACGAUAAGGAUGGGGAUGAUAAGGAGGAUAGAAUAAAAGAUACAGAAAUUGUAGACGGUUUGCAACAUACUGAAGCAUUUGAAAAAGACGAAUUUGAUAAUCCUAUAAACGACAACUACAAACUCAAUCCAAUUUAUGAAAGUGAAGAUGACAAUGAAAGCAAUGAAGAUAAUAAAUCCGGCCAAAUUAAUAAAACAAAGAUUGACUAUUAUACAAAUAUAGAGCAUAUGGACUAUGUUGAGAGCGCAGCCCACUUAGCUAAAAAUAAACUGGCACCUAAAAUAGAAGCUUUCGAUCUUCACGAAGAGACAGAUGAAGGAAAUUUCGAUGAAAAUGGUAAUUUCAUUAGAAAUAAUUACGAUGACGAUGAUGAUAAUCAAGAUGAAUGGAUGGAUUUGAAAAAGGGCGACAUAGAAAGGGCCAAAAAAGCUCAAUUGGAAAGAAAUAGAUUAGACAAAGAGCGGAGGAUGAAAGAAUCGGCAGACGAAUUCAUACCAAUAAAUAGAAUAUUGUCUGAUCUAAUUGAGUUGUUAGAACCUGUCGAAACACCUAUGGAGGCAUUAACAAGAUUUUCUCCGCCUAAGAAAUCCAGGUCUAAGAAGAAAGUUCAUAAUAUCGAAAAGGAUCAAGAAAGGAAAAAGAUAGUUAUUCGGCUUACAGAUUUGUGUGAUAAAUUGAUCAAUAAGAAGGGCGUCGUUGAUGCUUAUGAAUUAACUAGGGAAGAAUUGAUGAGAAGAUAUAAACAAGAGACAGGUAAUGAUUAUAACCAGGAAUCGCGAGGACAUAAACGGACAAGAGAAGAUUAUGAGGAUAAUAACGAGAAUGAUGAUUAUGGCGAUAGAAUUUGGGAAUUCAAAUGGAUUGGACAGGAUGAAAUCCAUGGUCCAUAUUCUGAAUUUGAAAUGUAUCACUGGUCAAAAGAUUACUUCCAGGAUAGUGUUGUAGUACGAAAAAUUGGUGAAACGGGGUUUAAGCCAAUUAUUAACGUUAAUUUCGAUUUAAAUAAUAUAUCAUGA
Molecule: messenger RNA, 1233 nt
Organism: Debaryomyces hansenii CBS767
Lineage: Eukaryota; Fungi; Ascomycota; Pichiomycetes; Serinales; Debaryomycetaceae
Product: U5 snRNP complex subunit
Exons: 1
Coding region: 1-1233 (410 amino acids)
Cellular component (GO): U5 snRNP
Molecular function (GO): protein binding
Source: RefSeq, a predicted model, not a curated record